UCAGUAUAGACGUAAAAUGUUGCUUAACCGAAUCAGUUUGGUAGUAUUCGUCUUCUAUGCGUUGAUAGUUUGUGGUCAUUGCAAAGAUGACUCUAACAAGAGGAUUCUCCUGAAUGAUCCGAACUAUAUCCAACAGCUUAUAACCCACCUCCAGGGAGAGCUACAAACCCUCCAGGCCACGGUUCAAACACAGCAUGGUGAACAUCAGACCCUCCAGACUACGGUACAAACACAACAUGGUGAACUACAGACCCUCCAAAACACGGUACAGACACAACAUGGUGAAAUAUCCUCUCUCAAAACACAACUUUCACAGGCAAACAAAGUUGGUGGCGGAUCCACGUUUGUUCGCUGGGGACGGACCGACUGUCCUGCCAAUCUGACGGAACUCGUAUAUUCUGGUUAUGCAGGAGGUUCCUGGUAUGGCCACACUGGCGCUGCAGUUGACUAUCUUUGCCUGCCACGUGAUCCAGAAUGGUUACAGACAACAGUUGUACCGGAUGAUUACACAGGGAGGCUCUAUGGGGCAGAGUACGAAUCUAACACCGGACAUACUCUAUUCGGGCCUCAAUCACGAGAUGAAGAGGUUCCCUGUGCCGUCUGUAGAUCUACGUCUUUUGUCUCCUCUGUGAUGAUACCGGCGAGGACGACCUGCUACAGCGGCUGGACGAAGGCGUUCAGUGGGUCACUUGCGGCAGGGUACUAUGGACACAUAGCUGCUUCUCAGUACGUGUGUGUAGACGAGAACGCACAUCCUCUCGCUGGAGGGGCUGAUAGAAACGACAAUGGUAUAUUGUUUCUUGGCGUCAAAGCUUUUUGUGGUUCUCUUCGAUGUCCUCCGUACGAGCAAGACAAAUUUAUAUCUUGUGUAGUUUGUAUGAAAUAA
This is a messenger RNA of Mizuhopecten yessoensis (Yesso scallop), 886 nucleotides long. RefSeq names its product short-chain collagen C4-like. The transcript has 3 exons. Lineage: Eukaryota; Metazoa; Mollusca; Bivalvia; Pectinida; Pectinidae. The record is from RefSeq and is a predicted model, not a curated record. Bases 17 to 886 code for a protein of 289 amino acids.